AUGGCAACGGUCACGAUUCUCUCUCCCAAAUCGAUCCCAAAGACCAUCGAUUCCAAAUUCGGAGUUAGGGUUCCUGAUUACACCGUCGGUUUCUCUCUCAACGUUCUUAAAUACGGCGAUUCCCGCCGGAGACUGAAGCUAGCGAAGCUGGUUUCGGCGGCGGGAUUGUCACAGAUCGAACCAGAUAUCAACGAAGAUCCAAUCGGUCAAUUCGAACUUAACAGCAUUGAAAUGGAGGAUUUCAAGUAUGGCUAUUACGAUGGAGCUCACACUUACUACGAAGGAGAAGUUGAAAAGGGAACAUUUUGGGGAGCAAUUGCAGAUGAUAUUGCAGCUGUGGAUCCUCCAUCUGGAUUUCAAGGUUUAAUCUCUUGGAUGUUUCUUCCUGCUAUAGCUGCAGGGAUGUAUUUUGAUGCUCCGGGAGAGUACAUGUUCAUAGGAGCAGCGUUGUUCACGGUGGUGUUCUGUAUUAUAGAGAUGGAUAAACCAGACAAGCCGCACAACUUCGAGCCACAGAUUUACAAGUUGGAGAGAGGAGCUCGUGACAAGCUCAUUAGUGAUUACAACUCUAUGAGCAUUUGGGACUUUAAUGACAAGUAUGGUGAUGUCUGGGAUUUCACUGUUGAGAAAGAUGAUAUCGCCACUAGAUAA
Messenger RNA from Microthlaspi erraticum, 651 nucleotides. The record is from the annotation of a GenBank genome assembly. NCBI's taxonomy places the organism in Eukaryota, Viridiplantae, Streptophyta, Magnoliopsida, Brassicales, Brassicaceae.